This is a messenger RNA of Fusarium verticillioides 7600, 1134 nucleotides long. RefSeq lists its product as hypothetical. Gene Ontology annotation, molecular function: hydrolase activity, acting on ester bonds. Lineage: Eukaryota; Fungi; Ascomycota; Sordariomycetes; Hypocreales; Nectriaceae. The record is from RefSeq and is a predicted model, not a curated record. Bases 56 to 1045 code for a protein of 329 amino acids. The transcript is spliced from 2 exons.
UGAGCUCAGUCCAGUCACUGACUCGUCUCACCUUAGUCUGCUGUCGCUGCAUGUCAUGCUGCGUUGUCUCACUCGCGCCCGCCCACUAUUGUCGUUAUCAACACCAAGAAGUCUUAUUCACAUUCACAGCAAAACAAUGACUGCCGAUCAUAGUCAUGGACACGCUCGUGUUCCUAAUACCCUUGAGUGGCUUGCCAAGACCAAGAGGGGUGAUUAUCUCGUGCAAGUAGCGUGGCCUUUGUGCUGGGGUGAAGAUCGCGUUGCCGCUGAGAAUGAAGUGGUCAAUCUGGUCUACCUUGUUGAUGGCAAUGCCUAUUUCUUCACAGCUGUUGAUGUUUCCCGUCGAUUGGAAUACUUGAAUAGCACAAGAACUGUCGUGGUGGGCAUUGGAUACCCGCCCAGUAAAUAUGUCUACGACUUCCGUCGGGGCCCAGAUCUUACACCACCGGCUGAUGAAUACGACAUGCCGCUCGACAGAUACGGCAAGCCUCGCACAGACAUCUCAUUUGGUGAAGCAAAUGAAUUUCUCGACUGGAUGAAAGCCGACGUGAUGCCUUACGUUGAAGGCAAGCUCUUCCCCAAGGCCAAUCUUCACACGGGUCGUAAGGCUCUCUUUGGCCAUUCAUACGGUGGCAUCUUCACCCUCAACACAAUGUUCACUCAACCAGAGCUCUUCAACACUUAUAUUGCUGCCAGCCCUGUCAUUUGGUGGAACAAGGACUUUUUAAUUCGCGAACGUGAGGCUGCUUUUCUUGCACGCGACAAGCCCGUCGACCCUCCAUUUUCGCUGGCUCUUACAUGGGGCACUGGCAAGUCAGAGUUGGUGAGGGAUCCUGACGAUGAUGACGAGAAGUGGUACAAGAGACAGAACUGUGCGGAGGACGAUAAGAUGAAACCAAGCGCAACGGCCUUGGUGUCGCGACUAAAGGAUUCCCCGAGUGUCAAGAAGAUUUGGACGCGUGAGUUUGAGGGUGAGGAUCACGGAAGUGUUGCGGUGACGGGUCUUCAGCAGGGACUCAUGCAGUUCAUUCUCGGCAAGAUUUAAAUGUAAUUGAAGAUAUAAUUGAUAGACUUGAAUUGAGUUUGGCGUAUACAAGUGCGCAAAUCCUGCAAACUCUUCACAACUAAUGCUGU